AUGCGGUUUGGCAUUUAUAAAAAGACCCUGCAGAAAGUUAAAGUGUCCUUAAACAAAAUCGGACGUCUCACGUUAUUUUACAGAAUCAGUUUUGUCUUUUGCAGAAAGUUCGUGCAGGAGUGCCCCAGCGGUCUGAUUACUCUCCACGAGUUCCGCAAGUAUUUCUGCGACUGUACCGUCGGAAACGAGUCUUCGGAGUAUGCAGAACAGCUAUUCCGAGCUCUGGAUAACAACGGGGACGGAAUAGUGGACUUCCGGGAAUAUGUCACCGCAAUCAGCAUGCUGGCUCAUGGAUCACCCGAGGACAAACUCAAGUGGUCUUUCAAGCUGUACGACAAGGACAGAGACGGGGCCAUUACUCGCUCCGAGAUGCUGGAAAUCAUGAAGGCGGUGUAUAAAAUGAGUAUCGCUGCUUCCAUCACGAAGGUGAAUCCGCUGACGGCAGAAGAGUGCACUAACCGCAUCUUUAUUCGCCUGGACAAAGACCACAAUGCCAUCAUUAGUCUCCAGGAGUUUGUGGAAGGUUCCCUGGAUGACGAGUGGAUUCGGGAGAUGCUGGAAUGUGACCUGAGCACUGUGGAAUUACAGAAGCCCCCCGCAUAUAUCCAUGUCCGAUCCAGAGAGAGCAUGUUCAGCAGUAGCCGGCGACACUUUUAAUGUACAAAUAUUAUCUCUUCAUUUGUCUCUUUGUAAAUCUGUUGUUUAUUUGUUAAACUGUAUUGUGUAUACUGCCUUUAUAUACAGAGAGCUGCUGCACGGUCAGCGUCAGGCCAAGGUCAAAGCCUUACAGACGAAACACUGUAAUAUAACAUUUAUCUCACUGGGAUCAGUAAUUAGAAGAAAUCAGCCUCUUGUGACUCUUUUUGCAUAAAAUGGGACAGGUAGUUGUGACUUUCUGUGACGUUCACUGAGGUCUGUCUACUACAUGCAUAGUUACAUAACCCAAUACUAUAUUGCACUACACAUCCUCAGAUCAUAGCAGAAUGUAUACUUAAAAUUAUAUUAGAUCUCUGAUAGACAUAAAAAUACCAUGAGAAGACCAUUUGUGACUUCCUGCUGCCUCCAUUCCCCUCCUCACUCAUUUCCUGAUAUACUCUGUGCUGCGGGGCACCCUGCUCCUUCCACUAUAUAACUCUAAGUCUGUGGCUGCCUGCUGCCUCCAUUCUCCUCCUCACAUCAUGUCACUGCCCCUGUCACAUGCUGCCCUGUCCUCACUGACACAUCACUCAUCUCCUGAUAUACACUGUGCUACCGGGGACCCUGCUCCUCUCACUAUAUAACUCUCAGUCUGUGACUUCCUGCUGCCUCCAUUCCCCUCCUCACAUCAUGUCACUGCCCCUGUCACAUGCAGCCCUGUCCUCACUGACACAUCACUCAUCUCCUGAUAUACUCUGUGCUACCGGGCAACCUGCUCCUUCCACUAUAUAACUCUCAGUCUGUGGCUUCCUGCUGCCUCCAUUCCCCUCCUCACAUCACGUCACUGCCCCUGUCACAUGCAGCCCUGUCCUCACUGACACAUCACUCAUCUCCUGAUAUACUCUGUGCUGCUGGGGACCCUGCUCCUCCCACUAUAUAACUCUCAGUCUGUGGCUUCCUGCUGCCUCCAUUCUCCUCCUCACAUCAUGUCACUGCCCCUGUCACAUGCAGCCCUGUCCUCACUGACACAUCACUCAUCUCCUGAUAUACUCUGUGCUGCUGGGGACCCUGCUCCUCCCACUAUAUAACUCUCAGUCUGUGGCUUCCUGCUGCCUCCAUUCUCCUCCUCACAUCAUGUCACUGCCCCUAUCACAUGCAGCCCUGUCCUCACUGACACAUCACUCAUCUCCUGAUAUACUCUGUGCUGCUGGGGACCCUGCUCCUCUCACUAUAUAACUCUCAGCCUGUGGCUUCCUGCUGCCUCCAUUCCCCUCCUCACAUCAUGUCACUGCCCCUGUCACAUACAGCUCUGUCCUCACUGACACAUCACUCAUCUCCUGAUAUACUCUGUGCUGCUGGGGACCCUGCUUCUCCCACUAUAUAACUCUCAGUCUGUGACUUCCUGCUGCCUCCAUUCCCCUCCUCACAUCAUGUCACUGCCCCUGUCACAUGCAGCCCUGUCCUCACUGACACAUCACUCAUCUCCUGAUAUACUCUGUGCUACCGGGGACCCUGCUCCUUCCACUAUAUAACUCUCAGUCUGUGGCUUCCUGCUGCCUCCAUUCCCCUCCUCACAUCAUGUCACUGCCCCUGUCACAUGCAGCCCUGUCCUCACUAACAUCACUCAUCUCCUGAUAUACUCUGUGCUGCUGGGGAUUCUGCUCCUUCCACUAUAUAACUCUCAGUCUGUGGCUUCCUGCUGCCUCCAUUCCCCUCCUCACAUCAUGUCACUGCCCCUGUCAUAUGCAGCCCUGUCCUCACUGACACAUCACUCAUCUCCUGAUACACUCUGUGCUGCUGGGGACCCUGCUCCUCCCACUAUAUAACUCUCAGUCUGUGGCUGCCUGCAUUCCCCUCCUCACUCAUCUCCUGAUAUACUCUGUGCUGCUGGGGACCCUGCUCCUCCCACUAUAUAACAUUAAGUCUGUGGCUGCCUGCAUUCCCCUCCUCACUCAUCUCCUGAUAUACUCUGUGCUGCUGGUGUGACAGAUAUGCUGCAACAGCUGGGAUCACUGAAACUAAAUUCUGUAUAUCUGGAAAUGGGUUACAUCUAUAAAACUGGCAUUAUUGGGUACUGUGCCAUGACGGAGGUGGCAUCACUGGGUACUGUACCAUGAUGGAGCUGGCAUCACUGGGUACUGUACCAUGACGGAGCUGGCAUCACUAGGUACCGUACCAUGAUGGAGCUGGCAUCACUGGGUACUGUACCAUGACGGAGCUGGCAUCACUGGGUCCCGUACCAUGACGGAGCUGGCAUCACUGGGUAUGCUGCCAUGGCAUAUCUGCCCUAACCUACCACAGCUGCAGGGGAUGUAGGUGGGACGCCAAUGCUCGGGUCCCAGCAGUCAGAAUGCCGACGCCGUACCCAACCCAGCUGCAGAUAAAGAGCAGAAUUAUCCUAGAACCCGUGUAACAAAUGCGCCGGAUAAGAUGCAGACAUUCUGUUACUGAUUUGUACUUUAUUUCCUAAUCUGCGUAUUCCUGUGUAACGUGCCCCCGGUUUCUUUUUUCAUACCUUUUUUUUUAUAUUUCUGUAAGAAUAACAAUAAAUAAUGUUUACAAAGCAA
Molecule: messenger RNA, 3203 nt
Organism: Pseudophryne corroboree (corroboree frog)
Lineage: Eukaryota; Metazoa; Chordata; Amphibia; Anura; Myobatrachidae
Product: guanylyl cyclase inhibitory protein-like
Exons: 4
Coding region: 1-657 (218 amino acids)
Molecular function (GO): calcium ion binding
Source: RefSeq, a predicted model, not a curated record